CCAGCAAGUGUGAAGUGAGAGGUCCUCCUUGGACACCCCUUACCCUUGGAGAAGGAAUUGAGCUCCCCCCCACAGGCUCUUCCCCAGGAGAGGACCCCCUCCUCCUUCCUCAUCAACCCCUCCGGGGGCAGGGAGCGUCUCCAUUGUGUACCCCUGCCCGUCAGGCCCAAGACAAGACAAGCUGAGAUGACCGUCAAGCUGGAUUUCGAGGAGUGUCUCAAGGACUCGCCCCGUUUCCGAGCCUCCAUCGAGCUGGUGGAAGCCGAGGUGUCAGAACUGGAGACCCGGCUGGAAAAGCUCCUCAAGCUGGGGAAUGGCCUUCUGGAAAGUGGGCGCCAUUACCUUGCCGCUGGCCGUACCUUCGUUGCGGGCAUUUGUGACCUGGCCCGCCUGGGUCCCCCAGAGCCCAUGAUGGCGGAGUGUCUGGACAAAUUCACUGAGAGCCUUAACCACAAGCUGGACAGCCACGCGGAGCUUCUAGAUACCACCCAGCACACGCUGCAGCAGCAAAUCCAGACCCUGGUCAAGGAGGGUCUCCGCGGGUUCCGAGAGGCUCGCCGGGAUUUCUGGAGGGGGGCUGAGAGUCUGGAGGCUGCUCUCAUCCACAACGCUGAGGUCCCCAGGCGCCGGGCCCAGGAGGCAGAAGAGGCGGGAGCUGCCUUGAAGACCGCCAGGGCCGGGUACCAGGGGCGAGCGCUGGAUUAUGCCCUCCAGAUCAACGUGAUUGAGGACAAGAGGAAGUUUGACAUCAUGGAGUUUGUGCUGCGUCUGGUGGAGGCCCAGGCUACCCAUUUCCAGCAGGGCCACGAGGAGCUGGGCCGGCUGGCCCGGUAUCGCCGGGAGCUGGGCGCCCAGUUGCACCAGCUGGUUCUGAAUUCCGCACGAGAGAGGAGGGACAUGGAGCAGAGGCACGUGCUGCUGAAGCAGAAGGAGCUCGGAGGGGAGGAGCCAGAGCCAAGCCUCAAGGAAGGGCCUGGCGGGCUGCUCAUGGAGGGCCACCUCUUCAAGCGCGCCAGCAACGCCUUCAAGACCUGGAGCAGACGCUGGUUCACUAUCCAGAGCAACCAGUUGGUUUACCAGAAGAAGUACAAGGACCCCGUGACUGUGGUGGUGGACGACCUUCGCCUCUGCACGGUGAAGCUCUGCCCGGACUCAGAGAGGCGGUUCUGCUUUGAGGUCGUGUCCCCCAGCAAGUCCUGCCUCCUGCAGGCUGACUCCGAGCGCCUCCUGCACCUGUGGGUCAGCGCCGUGCAGAGCAGCAUCGCCUCGGCCUUCAGCCAGGCCCGCCUGGAUGACAGCCCCCGGGGGCCCGGCCAGGGCUCGGGAUACCUGGCCGCGGGCUCCUCUGCUACCCUGGGCUGUGGCGGGAUGGCCCGGGGCAGGGAGCCUGGUGGAGUGGGGCAUGUGGCUGCCCAGGUGCAGGGCGUGGACGGCAAUGCCCAGUGCUGCGACUGCCGCGAGCCAGCCCCGGAAUGGGCCAGCAUCAACCUGGGUGUCACCCUCUGCAUCCAGUGCUCUGGCAUCCACAGGAGCCUCGGGGUUCAUUUCUCCAAAGUCCGGUCUCUGACCCUUGACUCGUGGGAGCCAGAGCUGGUGAAGCUUAUGUGUGAGCUGGGGAAUGUCGUCAUCAACCAGAUCUACGAGGCCCGCGUGGAGGCCAUGGCCGUGAAGAAGCCAGGGCCCAGCUGCUCCCGGCAGGAGAAGGAGGCCUGGAUUCAUGCCAAGUACGUGGAGAAGAAGUUCCUGACCAAGCUUCCUGAGAUUCGGGGACGAAGAGGCGGCCGGGGGCCCCCCAAGGGGCAGCCUCCUCUGCCCCCCAAGCCUUCUGUCAGGCCCCGGCCAGGGAGCGUCAAAUCCAGGCCAGAGCCCCCGUCUGAGGACCUGGGCAGCCUCCACCCUGGGGCCCUGCUGUUUCGAGCUGCUGGGCACCCUCCCUCCCUCCCCACCAUGGCUGACGCCCUCGCCCAUGGAGCUGAUGUGAACUGGGUGAAUGCCGGCCAGGAGAAUACCACUCCCUUGAUCCAGGCCACAGCUGCUAAUUCUCUUCUGGCCUGUGAGUUUCUCCUCCAGAAUGGGGCGAACGUGAACCAAGCGGACAACCACGGCCGGGGGCCGCUGCACCAUGCAACCAUUCUGGGCCACACGGGGCUGGCCUGUCUGUUCCUGAAACGAGGGGCCGAUCUGGGAGCUCGGGACUCGGAAGGCAAAGACCCUUUGACCAUCGCCAUGGAAACGGCCAACGCCGACAUCGUUACCUUGCUCCGCUUGGCGAAGAUGAGAGAGGUGGAAGCGGCCCAGGGCCAGGCAGGAGACGAGACGUAUCUGGACAUCUUCCGCGACUUCUCCCUCAUGGCGUCGGACGACCCGGAGAAGCUGAGCCGCCGCAGUCACGACCUCCACACGCUUUGAUCCCCGGCUCCCGCGGGCCCACACCCCCGACCCCGUCUCCCCCGACCCCCGCUGCCCCUGGGCCAUUAAAGCCUCCGCGCUGUG
Messenger RNA from Lutra lutra (Eurasian river otter), 2493 nucleotides. It is a transcript of the gene ACAP1, whose product is annotated as ArfGAP with coiled-coil, ankyrin repeat and PH domains 1. Gene Ontology annotation, molecular function: GTPase activator activity; protein binding. The coding region runs from base 187 to 2409 and encodes 740 amino acids. The record is from RefSeq and is a predicted model, not a curated record. The transcript has 22 exons. Lineage: Eukaryota; Metazoa; Chordata; Mammalia; Carnivora; Mustelidae. Gene Ontology annotation, cellular component: cytoplasm.